AUAGAUCAAUAUCUUGUGUUAUCUGUAAGGAAAAUACAGCUGAUAUUAGCAAAUGUGAUGCAAUACAUGAGGUAUGUAUGUUUGUAGGCUGUUUAAAAGCAUGUUCACCUCCUUUCUUUUAUCCAGUCAUAUACAUCUUUUCUGGCUUAACCAUUGCCAUUUCCUAGGAAUUUAUAUUGUCUUCUUGCUUGGAAAACCACCAGUGGAUGCCUGAAAUAACUCAUUUGUCAUUUGACCUUGUAAAAACAUUUUCUAGUCUUGUAUUGAGUACCAGAAGCAGAGAUUCUUUCACUUGUGCUUCUAUUCAGACUUUCCAAUGUAACAUUUUAAACUUGAACAAUCAUAUUAGUUCAGUUUUAUUAAAAAAAAACAUAACUUUAGAAGCCUCACAUUCAAAUGGUUGAAAUCAGCAUUUUUUACAUGACAAGUUUUUUUACUUGUGGCCAUCAUUUAUAUGACUUGCUGAACAGUUCCUUUUCUCUAAUUGUGUAGAAAUUGAAUCACUUCUGUGGAGAUGAGUUGCACAGGGCCUAGGACAAACACUUGUGCGUGGUCAGAAGAUCUAGCCAUCAUGUUCCAGUUCCUAGACCCUACCCCCAACAAUGCUCCAGGUAGCCUCGGCUCUCAGGCAUUUAUCCAUUUUGAACUAAUGGAGAUGCACAGGGCACCAGUACAGGAUCUAUCUCCCCCGUGGAUGUCUAAGAGACCUCCCAGAGCCUUCCCAACACACACCUCACAUUGCCAAGGCGCCAGUCCUACAGGAGGAAGCAUCCGUCUCAGUUGGGCUUUAUGCCUCCUUCCUCCUCCCUUCUACCUCCAUUCUCUUUUAUGCCUUUUUCUUUUAAUGUUAUCUGGGGAGAUCCAAUUACUGUUCAUUUCUUUUCUCUCUCUUGUUUAUUGGAUAGAGUUCCUUGUUUUAUCAUUCAAAUUAUAUUAAAUUACAAAAUAAAAAUUAUCAGAUAGUCUUUAAUUUCAAAGGACUUGCUCUCACUCAAUGAUUUAGAUAUUUCACAACAGGAUAAAUAUUGAUUUUCAGC
Messenger RNA from Rubroshorea leprosula, 1037 nucleotides. NCBI's taxonomy places the organism in Eukaryota, Viridiplantae, Streptophyta, Magnoliopsida, Malvales, Dipterocarpaceae. The record is from the annotation of a GenBank genome assembly.